Anthonomus grandis grandis is the source of this 2313-nucleotide messenger RNA. RefSeq lists its product as uncharacterized. The coding region runs from base 66 to 1100 and encodes 344 amino acids. The record is from RefSeq and is a predicted model, not a curated record. NCBI's taxonomy places the organism in Eukaryota, Metazoa, Arthropoda, Insecta, Coleoptera, Curculionidae. The transcript is spliced from 3 exons.
CAUUCUGCUUUUCGUAUCUAGCGAGUACGGUUUUUAAUCGAUUAGUGCGAGCUCGCGUUCAAAAAAUGCCGCGUAAAAGAGAUUCGGAAAAAAGUGUCAAAAAGCGGGAAUUAAGUGAUAUUUUGGAGGAAUUAGACGGGAUGAGGAAAAGAUUGAAAGAGGCUCUCUCCUCACCUACCCCAAGUUCUUCUGGAGAGGAGGAAGAAAUAGUGUUUGUUAACGUGGGUGACACUAAGACAGAAGAUAAUACCGAUUUUAACAUGAACGACAACGCAGAUGAUGAACCACCUACCUACCUCGAGGAGGAAAAUGGUGAUCCUAUUUUGGAGGAUGAAUUUAAGCCGUUGGGAGCCAAACCUCCUAUGGAUGAUGCAAAACUGGGUGCUGAAUUACAUAACGAAAUAGUAAUAAGAUGGCAGUCAUAUUUAGUAAAAGGAGUAAGCUUAGAAGAACGUAAGAAAAUUGUUGAAAAGUACGAUUUACCGGCAAACUGUCAGCAAUUACUACCUCCAAAAGUCAAUGAAGAAAUUUUGGCCUGCCUUCCUGAUACAACAAACAAACAUGACAGGCUCCUAAAAUCCCUACAAUAUCAGUUGGGGCAUGGAUUAAGUGCAAUAGGAAAAGUAAUGGACCUGUUAUUAAAAGAGAAAAAUACAGAAAACCUGACUUGUUUAGCAGAUAGUGCACAACUUUUCGCAAACGUACAUAAUGCCAUUUCGGUGUUACGCAAACAAAAGAUUGCACCAUUUUUAAAUUCUGAGGCACAAGCCGUGGCCCUAUCCUCUUCCAUUGAUGAUAAACUGUUUGGUUCCAAUUUUGAAGAAACUCUAAAAGCUAAACAAAACUUAAAGAAAGCAUCUAUUGAGAUCAAAAAGAAACAAUUCUCAGGUCCACUUGCUCCCAAAGCCUCAACAUCGGGCCUCUCGACCUUUAACCUACCCAAACCUAUUCAAACAACUACCAGACGCUUCCAAACAAAUACAAAUUCAAUGAAUUUAAACUACCAGCGCGGAGUAUUCAGAUACAGGAUGAAAGGGAGGGGAACACGUAUGGCAACAACGAGAAGACCGUACCAGACCAACCCUUACCGCAAAAACUAAACUUGACAACAGCAUCCGCUAUGCAAGGAGAUUUCCCUGGUGGCAGGGAAGUUAUACGGAGGGCUCUUAUGAAAAGAAGCGUUUCCGAAGCGGCUAUCCCGAUCAUGAUUUCCUCAAUUAGCGAGGGGACUCUUAAACAAUACUCUACCUGUUAUAAGAAAUUUUGAAGUUAUUGUAUUGGUAAUAAUAUCGAUAUGUUUUCAUAUAACCUGAAUACUUACUUAAAUUUCCUGUUAGAAGAGAUUAAUAAAAACCUUUCAUAUUCAUCUAUUAAUAUAUAUAGGUCAGCUCUUAAUUUAAUCUUUUCUGUGGAUAACAAGGACGAAAUUAUUAUAAAAAGAUUUAUAAAAGGUACUUACAACACUAUACCGCCUCAACCAAAAUAUGCUAUUACUUGGACUUUAGAUCCAGUUCUAAAGUAUUUAGCUUCUCUUUUUCCACUGGAAAAUCUUAGUAUCGAUAAACUUACAAUAAAAUUGGUUACCCUUAUGGCUAUUACAACAGCUCACAGAGUUCAAACCCUAAGUAAAAUAACGUUAAAUAAUAUAUUUCGUUCCACGGACAAAAUCGAAAUAAGAAUUUCAGAAAAAAUUAAAACUUCAGGUCCAAACAAACUACAGCCUACCUUAGUUUUUCCAUAUUUCAAAGAAAAAUUAGAAAUUUGUGUAGCCACAACAAUAGACUUUUAUAUUCAAAAAACUUCCUUACAACGAGGCAAAAUUAAUAACCUUAUUCUAACACAUAAAAAACCAUUUCACGCUGCCUCGUGUCAAAGUAUCAGUAGAUGGAUAAAAGCAGGCCUUAAAAAUAGCGGCAUUAAUAUUGAACGGUUUUCAAGUCAUAGUGUAAGGCAUGCUUCGACCUCAUCAGCCCUUAGGUGUGGGGUCAAUGUAAAUACUAUAAAAAAUACCGCUGGCUGGAGUUUAGAAUCUGAGGUGUUUCUAAAAUUCUAUAACAGGCCUGUCGGUGAACCAAAUGAAAUUUUUGCUAAUACAAUUCUUAAAUUAGCAUUAGAGAAAUAACAAACUAUGUUAAAUACUACUAUUUUGUUUAGGGGUUAUGUUCGGCUUAUAUCUUAUAUUUUACAUUAUAUUCUGUAAUUACUUGUUAACCAUUAUACUAUAUAACGUUGUCUUAACGUAAGUAUUAUUAGUGUUGUUAUUAUUAUUUAGUUGAUCAUACCAAUAUUAGGUAUAUUAAAUUUAUAAUGAAA